GAGCCUCUGAAAAUUAUAAAGAGAACAUCUUGGUUAUGGUUCGAAUCGAGGAUAGUUAUAUAUACAGCCAGAAUGGCCUUUGUGUCUAUUAUGGCAUAUGUUUUUUUAUUGUUCCAUGAAAUGUAUAGAAAGAAAGUUGAUCUGAACUUCGUUUUAUCUUAUGGAGCAAAUUCAUUCGCUUAUGUUUUUGUGAGUAUUCAGUGAGAUUUCUGCUAAUUGAUAUUAUAUUCGAGUUUUUUAUUGGCUAAUAAUAUUGAGUAAAAAAGAAUGUCAAUAUCAAGAAUUACGAAUAAUAAUCACAGGUCCAACGCUAGCAGUUUCGGAAAAUAAUAAUAAAAAUGAUAAUGCCUUCAACUCAAUUCAAGAUUUAAGAAAGAGUUUUACUUCGCUUCCUGCCAGAUGGCGUUGGAGUAUAUUUAUACAUCCUAGCGACCGCUGGUAUCGAAUAAAGUGGCCAUCUAGCUAUUCAUUCGUUUCAUUUUCGUCGAGUAAGGAGUUGUGUUGCUCUAAUUAGCUAAAAUAAGACUGAAACCAUGAUCAGCUUCUACUCCUAUUCUAUUGGCUAGGUUGAUUUAUUUGUUGAUUUUAUACUUAUUGAUGUUAUAUUUCUGCUUCUGUUUUUGUCUAUGUUUUUUUAUUCGUUACUAAAUUUUUUUCAGUACAACAUAAUUGCUUUCUCGUAUAUAACUCAGAUGAAAACAAUCAAAUAUAUGGAGGAUUACCAAAAAGAGCACUUUCGCUCUUUUUCUUCGGCAGGUGAAGAAGUCAAUAAAAGUAUAGUGAAGAAGAUGAGACUGGGAAAAUAUCUUUCUUUGGGCCAGAUGCUUUUCACCGUUCUCAGUUUGAUCUCCCUACUGCCAAUAAAGUCCGAUAGAUCUGGUAUUUUGUAUAUAAUUAUGAUGAUAAAACGAGCAAGAGUACCCUAUAUCGUAGAAUUAUUCCAUUCCCUUCAUUUUUACGUCGUUCAUUUCUUCGCUUUUCAAGUCGUUUAUUGCUAUAACAACGUGAUGCUUUACUUCGUUCUCCAUCUACACUUUCAAUAUCUUUUAUUGAUAGAAGAUUGCAAACGAUUGGAAUAUGGCUUGGAUACUUAUGGUUAUACGAAUAAAUAUCAUCGAACAAUUGAGAGCAGAUUGAAUGCUGUAUUAAGCCACUACCAAACUGUCAGCAGGUUUCAAAUUCUUAUAGAUGAUCUCUUCAGGCGUCCCAUGUUUUUCGUAGUUUGGGUUGGACUUGUAGCCCUGAUGUUUGUUAGUUACUUAUUAGUUGAGGUAGAUCUGGGAUCAGAUAUUUUAUUAGUUUUUAUGGUUUGGAUAAGCAUCAUUGAGAUAGCCUUGCAUUUUGUUGCUUAUGGUCAACUUUAUGCCGAUCAAAGGAAUAAUUUAUGGGACACUCUAUUGGAUUUCCAAUGGAUCAAUUGGAACAGCAGAAACAGAAGAACGUAUCAAAUGUUCCUCAAACAUGUGAAUCAAGAAACAGUAAUAAAACCUGGAGGCCUCAUUAAUCUAGAUUUGACAUUCCUCAUAUGGUUUGGGAGGAAAACUGUGUCUGCUGUUGCGUUCCUAUCUACGAUCGAAGAAAUAAACAGUUCGAAUUAAGACUAGCUGAAUUAUCGUAUAAAUAUAAGAGGUGAUGUUUGAAAUUUAGAUUUCGACUCACAUUUAUGGCUU
Molecule: messenger RNA, 1670 nt
Organism: Coccinella septempunctata (seven-spotted ladybird)
Lineage: Eukaryota; Metazoa; Arthropoda; Insecta; Coleoptera; Coccinellidae
Exons: 5
Coding region: 627-1598 (323 amino acids)
Biological process (GO): detection of chemical stimulus involved in sensory perception of smell; sensory perception of smell
Cellular component (GO): plasma membrane
Molecular function (GO): olfactory receptor activity; odorant binding
Source: RefSeq, a predicted model, not a curated record